AUGCUUUCUGCAAUGUCACUCACGGCCAUCAGCCUACUGCUGCUCCUGGUGCAGAAGGGCAGUGCAGCUGCCUCGGCAUCCGCCAAGCCGAAGCCGCAUAUCAUCCACAUACUGGCGGACGACUUUGGCUGGGCAGACGUUGGUUAUCAUCGUCAAGCAGGAGAUGACGACGUUCGAACGCCCAACCUGGAUGCACUGGCCAGGUCUGGUAUCGAGUUGGAUCGCUUCUACACGUACCAAUUCUGCUCUCCAGCACGGAGUGCAAUCCAGACUGGGCGGAAUCCUAUUCACGUGAACGUUCAAAAUGUCAAUCCUGAAUGCGUCAACUCGCGGGAUUUACUCGGGGGUUUUCAAGGCAUUCCGCUGAAUAUGACGGGAAUAGCCAGCCAUUUGAAGGCCGCCGGCUACAGCACUCAUAUAGUUGGUAAGUGGGAUGUGGGGAUGGCCACUCCGCAACACCAUCCCCGAGCUCGUGGCUAUGAUAGUUGGCUUGGAUACUGGCAUCACAGCAAUGACUACUGGCAACACACUGUUGAUCGGUGUGGCUUGCACAAGAUGCGAGAUCUCUGGCAAUACAACACAUCCUAUGAUGGCCCGGCCUGGGCCCUUGCGAACGGACCCUCCUGCUCACAAGACAACCAGCAUCCAUCGGGCGAGACCUGUGUUUACGAAGAAGCUCUUCUCACGGAUGCUGUCAAAAACGUGAUUCGGGAGCACAAUCUGUCAAGACCGCUUUUCCUCUUCUGGUCAAUGCAUUUGGUGCACAUGCCGCUGCAGGUCCCUCUUGCGUUUGAACAGAAGUUUGCACACGUCAAGGACAAACACCGCCGCUUGUUACAUGCAAUGGUGAACUACAUGGACGAGCAAGUUGGAGAUGUCGUCAAGCUGCUCAAGGAGAAGGAGAUGUGGAACACGAGCCUGGUAGUUUUUCACAGUGACAAUGGCGGCGAGAUUAUGGGAGCGGGAAUGUGUGGAGGCAACAACUGGCCGUUGCGUGGAGGUAAGUUCUCCAACUUCGAGGGCGGAAUCCGUGUUAACGCUUUCGUGACCGGUGGGCUUGUGCCGUCAUCCCGUCGUGGCGCUCGCGAUGAGGGCUUUGCGGUAGCAUGGGACUGGUAUGCCACUUAUGCAGCGCUUGCGGGCGUAGAUCCCUUUGAUCAUCAGGCGGCAGCAGCUGGGCUGCCGCCGCAUGACUCCUUGAACCUGUGGCCAUGGCUGUCUGGAGAAGUUGCACGUUCCCCGCGCGAGGAAGUGGUCAUUGGCGAGACCUCUGCUGCAACACCCAACGGCGAUGGCCAGACCUUUGUCGGUGGAGUCAUCCGCGGGAGAUACAAGCUGCUCAUUGGCGUGGAUGCGCGGAAAUGGAACUCCAUGGGCCUUCGGCGGCAAGUCAGUCAAAACGUAAUAACGGGGCCACGCUGGCCAAACACCAGCAGCCACUUAGUGCCUCUUCUGCAUCCACGUCACUGUGGCAGGGACCCACAACAUGGAUGCCUCUUUGACAUUUUCCAGGAUCCAGGCGAAUCUACAUCGAUUGCUACCCAAAAGCUGGACGUGUUCCGCGAGAUGGUGUCUCGAGUGGACGAGCUGCAGCAAACUGUCUACUCCCCAAACAGAGGCUCCAAGGACGUGGCUGCGUGUAGAAAGGCGCAAAAUCAGUACAAGGGUUUUCCAAGCACCCUGCGCCCGGAGCCGGAGCGGGCUCUCGCCAUGAUCUUAGGGGAGACUCCGUUCCAGCGGCACCUGCUGGCACUGAGCGCAGAGUAUGAGCGGCUGGCUCUGGAGAACACCGAACUCAAGAGGGAGAUGCAGGGGACGCAGCUAUUUCAUCGUUUACGGCAUGAAGAUCACGAUGCUCCACCCUUGCAGCCGGUGACUGCCUAUGUAGCCACUGCAUCAACCUCCCUGUCAUUGGACCUGCCUGGGACCGUGAGGAACGAGUGGAUUCCGAACGCUCUCAAGGAGGAGGGAUGCGACAAAGUGCCAAACGGCAGUCCUCGACGAAUCGGUUCGAAGAGUGGAGCAAGCAAGCUGAAGCGGCAGAACACGGGAAGUCUGAACAAAGUCCCUAUCGAUGAGGAGGAGUCCGAGGACAACUCAACUUUCUUAUUGCUUCUGGACGUCAUUCCAGCUUGUGUGAUCGUUCUCAGCGCUGCCAUUGCUGGGAUCAGCGCCGACAUUUGCCCAGAGCAUGCAGUGUGGAAGGUUUUGGAAAUCUGCUUCACGGUCUUCUUCAUGGGAGAGAUCGUGAUGAAGCUGAGAGUGUUCGGGUUCAGGGAGUACCUGCGUGGAGCAGAUUGGUAUUGGAGCUGGUUCGACAUCAUUUGUGUCGUGUUGGCCAUCGUGGACCUAAGUUUGACUUAUUCCAGCAUGGACCCGGCUGCCAGUUCUGGAUGCCAGGCCCCACAGGAGAGUUCAUCAACAGAGGGCUCGGCAGCAGGAACUUUGGGGUCGCUCAAGAUGCUGAAGCUGGCUCGCUUGGGCAGAAUUGUUCGAUUGCUGAAGUUCAAGAUUUUCCAGGAGCUGAAGUUGAUGAUCCAAGGGGUCUUUACUGGCCUUCGCGUGCUCUUCUGGGCUGUCGUGUUGUUAGUCGGCUGCAUGUACCUCCUGGGCGUCAUCUCUCGGACUCUCUUUUGGGAGUUCGAAGAGUUCACAGAUGUCCCCUCAGCAAUGUUUACGGCUUUUCGCUGCUUUACAGAUGGCUGUGCGGCAUACGAUGGUACGCCUCUGCAAGAAAAGCUGCGAAAACAGAAAGGCCCGAUUUUCAUGUUUGCGUACAUUCUUCUGUUCUUGUUCGUUACGAUUGGAAUAUUCAAUUUAAUCAUGGCUGUCUUCAUAGACAAUGUGACAGAUGGCAGCACAAAGAAAAGACAACGGCAAUUGGGCCAGAAUGCUCCAAGAACUGAGUGGGUCAUUGCGUCAGCACUCAGAGAGAUCAUCCUCACCAACUUAGUGCGCAAGCAGGUUGAGGACCAGGUGGCGGAAGAGGAGCGCAAUGGUGUUCCGGGUGGCCAGCGGCGAGUUUCGAAGCUUUUGCAGGAACGUUUGCAGGCUCUUCAGGAGAUGUACGGCUACAAGCCCCACACGACACAGGAGUAUGAGGACUUCACUUGGCAAAUCCGCCAGGAGAUGGCAGAGCGGGAUAUCGUUGUUACCAAGGAGGAGUUCAACCAUUGGCUAUCAACAGAAAAGGAGCUGAUAUCAAGGUUGGAGGAGUCGGAGAUAGACAUGUCCUGCAAAUUUGAUCUUUUCGACGUUCUCGACGCUGACCUGAGUGGUGAGUUGGAGUUUGAGGAAAUGAUCGAUGGUCUGCUCAAAUGCCGCGGUCCGGCAUCAAAAACCGACAUCAUUGCCAUCAGGCUGAAAACCUCCUUGGGCGUGAAGUUGCUGACGAAAAUAUGUGAAAAACUCGGAAUUCAUGAUGAUUGA
Symbiodinium sp. CCMP2456 is the source of this 3429-nucleotide messenger RNA. The record is from the annotation of a GenBank genome assembly. NCBI's taxonomy places the organism in Eukaryota, Dinophyceae, Suessiales, Symbiodiniaceae.